Molecule: messenger RNA, 4350 nt
Organism: Prunus armeniaca (apricot)
Lineage: Eukaryota; Viridiplantae; Streptophyta; Magnoliopsida; Rosales; Rosaceae
Source: the annotation of a GenBank genome assembly
AUGGCAUCUUCAUCUUCCUCUCAUUCUUCGACCCCUAAUAUUGCUACUCUUGUCUCCAUCAAGCUCAAUGAAACCAAUUAUCUUCUAUGGGAAAGCCAAGUUAAACCUUUUCUAAUUGGCCAAAAUCUUUGGCGUUUUGUUGAUGGCUCUCAUCUUUGUCCUGCAGCCACCAUUCCUGAUCCUACGUCUAAAACUACUGAUGCGACGCCUGCCACUCUCCCCAAUCCUGCCUACAUCUCGUGGUAUCAAACCGAUCAAUCUCUCAUCAGUCAGCUUCGUGCCACUCUUUCAGAAUCUGUUCUUUCUCAAGUUGUUGGUCUUGACACCUCCCAGGCUAUUUGGGACUCUUUGGCCCGAAAUUUCUCUCAAUACUCUGUUGCCAACUCUGCUCAGUUGAAGAUGCGCCUCAUGUCCAUCACCAAAGGCUCCCAGACUAUCUCUGAAUAUCUCAAUCUUGCCAAAGCACUUGCUGAUCAACUUGCUGCCAUUCAAGACCCCGUCUCUCCUACUGACUUGGUUACGUAUGUUCUUCGCGGCUUGGGCCCUGACUAUAGCACUCUUGUCACUGCUACUCUCUUCUUCCCACCUCUUCCUUCCUUCCCGGAUCUUCGCACUCGUCUGCUCUCUUUCGAAGCUCAACAAGCCAUGACCGCUCAAUUGUUCUCGCCUCCUCAACCCUCUGCUUUUGUUGCAUCUCAGCGGCUUCCUAGUUCUUCUCGUGGCUCCACUCCUCGUCGCUCCACCAAUUUUCGGUCUUCUCAUCCGCGUGGGUCCCAAUUUGCUGCCCCUCACCGGCCUCCUACCUAUCGCUCUUCAUCCACCGCUGCCAAUGGUAUUUUGGGUACUGCCCCAUUCUCUCGUGCGCCUCGUCAAUGUUGGACUUGCCAACAGUUUGGUCAUCUUGCUGCUCAAUGUCCCCAAAAUACGGAUUUGUCGCGCACCUUUGCUGGCCUCCAUGUCAAUCACCCCACCGAUUCCGCUUGGUACAUGGAUUCCGGCGCCACCAAUCAUAUGACUCAUGCCCCUCCCUCUAUUUCCUCCAGUGCUUCUUCUGACCACGUUGUUGUUGGUAAUGGUGCCUCUCUUCCUGUUACUCAAUCCGAUAACAUAUCCUUCUCUUCUGGUAAUUUUGUUUUCCGUCUCUCUGACGUUCUUCAUGUUCCUUCCCUCUCUAAAAAUCUUAUGUCUGUUGCUCAACUCACUCGAGAUCUUCUUGUAUAUAUUACUUUUUAUCCUUGGGGUUAUCGUAUUUGUGACUUACACUUAGGAAAAAUUCUUUUUCAGGGCCAAUGUAAAGAUGGUCUAUAUCCUGUCCUUCCAUAUCCUGUUUCAUCUCUUGGGUCCCAGCAUGCUCUCGUCUCCGCUGUCAAUUCCUCUUCCGUUUGGCAUCGUCGUCUUGGACAUCCUUCUGAUCGUGUUCUUGGCACUCUUGUCACUCAAUCAUUAUUAGGAUCUAGUUUUUCUUUGAAAUCAAAUAAAUGUACUCGUUGUGCACUUGCUAAAUCUACUCGUCUUUCUUUUCUGUCUCAUGAUCAUUGGUCCCAUGCUCCUUUUGAGUUAAUACACUCUGAUGUUUGGAUGUCUCCUGUUGUUUCUGUCUUUGGAUUUCGGUAUUAUGUUCUGUUUACGGAUGAUUACACUCGUUACACGUGGCUUUUUCCUAUGCGUCAGAAAUCAGAAGUUUUCUCCCAUUUCUCUACCUUUGUGACUUAUGUGCACACCCAAUUUUCAUCUCCUGUUAAACAAUUUCAAAGUGAUGGUGGCAAAGAAUUUGAUAAUUUGCAAUUCAAAAUUUUUUGUUCUCAACAGGGCAUUAUCCACAGGUUCUCUUGUCCUCAUACCCCACAACAAAAUGGCCUUGCCGAAAGAAAACAUCGUCAUAUUGCUGACAUGGGUCGCACUCUCCUUCAGACAUCCCAAGUCCCUCUUAACCUAUGGGUUGAAGCUUUUUGUACCGCUGUCCAUUUAAUCAAUCGCCUUCCCACUCCAACCCUUAAAUGGGUCUCUCCAUUUUUUAAACCAUAUGGCAAACACCCUGAUUACUCCCUCCUUCGUACAUUCGGUUGUACUUGUUUUCCCUACCUUGGGGAUUAUGUUUCUAACAAAUUACAACCUUGUUCUUUGACUUGUAUUUUUGUAGGUUAUCAUGAUCACUAUCGUGGCUACAGGUGUCUUCAUCUUCCCACAGGCCGCCUAUACACGUCUCGUCAUGUUGUGUUUCAUGAAGAAUCCUUUCCUUGUGCUGUUUCCUCAUCUUCCCAGCCAAUAACUCCAGACAUUGCCUUUGUUCCUGUUGGGCCUCCAUCACUCCCUCUUAUUUCUGACGGGCCUUCAUCACACCCUGCCCAGCCUGGCCCAAACUUGCCCCCACUGCCUACACCAAUUAAUCCGGUUCAGCAAGUCGCUAUGUCUCCAGCGCCUUCUCUCUCUGAAGCCGCAUCACCUACGACAUCUCCAGUGCCCUCGUCUCCAGCACCUUCUCUCUCUGCAGACCCGUCUUCAGCCAUGUCACCUCCUCCAUCGCCCAGCCCAAUCCUGCCUUCUCCUGCCCCCAUGGGUCGCACCACCACCCCAGCUGUGGCUCCACUACCUCCAUUGCCGCUCUCCGGCGUGUCGAUCUCAUCUUCCGUACCAGAGCCACCUCCUCCUCCUCUUGGUCGCUCCAGUCCAAUUCAAACUCGUUCUCGCUCUGGCAUCUUCAAACCAAAUCCGAAAUUUCAGUCCAACUUUUGCGCUCGCUACCCCAUUCCGCAUGCCCUCAUGGCCUCUGUUGACUCAGAAAUUGAACCCACUUGCUACACAGAGGCGUCCAAGUCUUCACACUGGGGGCAAGCCAUGCUUGAUGAGUUCAAUGCCCUUCUUCGCCAAGGCACAUGGUCUCUUGUACCAUCUUCUCCUCAUCACAACACGGUUGGCUGCAAAUGGGUAUUCAAAAUCAAACGUCGCUCCGAUGGAUCGCUCGAACGGUAUAAAGCACGUCUUGUUGCCAAAGGAUUCCAACAGCAAUCCGGGAUCGAUUAUUUUGACACGUUCAGCCCGGUGGUCAAGCCGACCACUAUUCGCACUGUUCUGAGCAUUGCGGUUUCUUGUGGUUGGGGGAUUCGUCAACUUGAUAUUAAAAAUGCUUUCUUGCACGGUUAUCUCUCUGAGGCAGUUUUUAUGCAACAACCACCUGGCUUCAUUGAUCCUCAACGACCCACUCAUGUCUGCAAACUCCAUAAGGCCAUUUAUGGUCUUAAGCAAGCUCCCCGCGCUUGGUUUCAGAGGUUUGGUAACUUUCUCCUUCAAGCUGGUUUUAUUCAAAGUCGUUCUGAUUCCUCCUUGUUUGUGUAUCGGGAUGGCCUGUCUAUAAUGAUUUUGCUUCUCUACGUUGAUGAUAUUAUGCUCACUGGCAAUACACCCUCUCACCUCUCUGUUUUUAUCCAUGCUCUUGGUAUUGAAUUUAAGGUUACUGAUCUUGGCACACUCAAUUACUUCCUUGGCAUUGAAGUCUCCCAUUUGAAGGAUUCUAUACACCUCACCCAAAACAAAUAUACUCUUGAUCUUCUCCGGAAAAGCAACCUUCUCGAGUGUAAACCUGUCUCCACUCCCAUGGCCUCCCGCACAUCUGCUUCUCGCACUGAUGGGUCUCCCCUUGCUGAUCCAACUCCUUAUCGCCAACUCGUGGGUGCUCUUCAGUAUCUCAUCAUCACUCGCCCAGAUAUCACCUAUGCUGUCCAACAUGUUUCUCAAUUCAUGAGUUCUCCCAAUGAUACACAUUUGGAAGCUGUAAAACGCAUCCUUCGCUACCUCAAAGGAACUCUUUGUCAUGGCCUCUCUCUUUGCCGCUCCCCUGAUCCUUCCCUUCUAAUUGCCUACUCGGAUGCUGAUUGGGCAGGGUGUCCCGACACCCGUCGAUCAACUACAGGGUAUUGUAUUUUUUUGGGACCCAAUCUUAUUUCUUGGAGUGCUAAGAAACAGCGCACAGUUUCUCGCUCUAGUGCCGAAGCGGAGUACCGUGAGCUAGCCUAUGCAUGUGCUGAUACUAUUUGGAUCCAAGGCCUUUUACGUGAGCUUCGGUACCCUCUCCCUCAACCAGUAAUUCUUAAUUGUGACAACCUUUCUGCUACUUACAUGGCUGCUAAUCUGGUCUUUCAUUCUCGCACUAAACAUAUUGGCCUCGACUAUCACUUUGUUCGUGAGCGCAUUGCCAGUGGCAGUCACCAAGUUAAAUUUAUUCCCUCUACACAUCAACUGGCUGACGUCUUUACCAAAGGCUUACCAACAGACCGGUUCCAUCGUCUUGUUUCCAACCUUGUCACCUCCCCGGCGUCAAGGUUGCGGGGGAAUGUUAGGGAGUUACACCAGUAA